Molecule: messenger RNA, 2512 nt
Organism: Anopheles maculipalpis
Lineage: Eukaryota; Metazoa; Arthropoda; Insecta; Diptera; Culicidae
Gene: crp
Product: dual specificity protein kinase splA
Exons: 3
Coding region: 47-2296 (749 amino acids)
Biological process (GO): regulation of transcription by RNA polymerase II
Cellular component (GO): nucleus
Molecular function (GO): protein dimerization activity; RNA polymerase II cis-regulatory region sequence-specific DNA binding; DNA-binding transcription factor activity, RNA polymerase II-specific
Source: RefSeq, a predicted model, not a curated record
GCGCGGGCCGCGUCUAUGUGUUGUAUUUGCGAGCAUCGCGCCACGGAUGAUGUCGUUGGUGGACGUUUGGAACGGAAACGAAGAAUCUCCAACGAAGAGCGAUCGCAUUAAGGAAACCCAUCACUACUCAUUGCACCAGAUGCAGCUAGACACGAUGCAGGAUAUCAUAAGUGAGGAAGACACAGUGAGAUAUGUGCGUUUGAAAAGUGAAGAAAGCGGUAGUGCAGGAAACAACAACAAUAACAACAACGGCAUCAACAGUUCACCUUCGAGUAGUAGCAACGGCAACAAUCUACCCAUGGAUAAAGACGAAAAGCGUAUGCGUCGCGAAAUCGCGAACAGCAACGAAAGACGUCGGAUGCAAAGCAUCAAUGCGGGAUUUCAAAGCCUGCGGCAAAUGCUACCACACCAUGAGGGCGAAAAGUUAAGCAAGGCCGCAAUUUUACAACAGACAGCCGAAUACAUUUAUUCACUAGAACAAGAAAAGACUCGGCUACUAUCGCAAAACUGUCAGUUGAAACGGACAAUUGAUCAACAAGAUCACAACGGAGCCCCAGAACUUGGAGUGCAGAAUGCGACACAAAUUGUAACGGGCAGCAGUGCAAACGGUGGAGUGGUCGUCUCUCAACAGCAGCAGCAGCAGCUGGUGUCAAAUGCCGGCACAGGCAAUGGAGGAAGCGGGCAACCUGGAACCGUAGUGGCGACCGUUGCCAAAAAGCGUAAAAUCGACGUAACAACGCAACCGGUAUCGGAUUCGUCGGACGAGGGAUUAGGGUCAAUGUCGCCGGAACCGGUGUCGUUACGCGCGGUGAACGUUACCUCGAACGGAAGUAACUUAUCUAACGCGCACUCAGGCACGACAACGAUCUCGAGUCCGUCCACCCACGGCAGGCAAUGUACGACGGUAAACUUUUCCGCAAAAGACGUGUUGGAAUUGAAACAUCAGCUAGAAGUGGAGCGGCGACAGAAGCUGUUGAUUGAAAAUCGGUUAAAAGCACUCGAGCGUCAACUUUAUCCAACCAGGAUACAGUACCAGGAUACGUCGGAGCUGGUAGUACCCGACCUCACUAACGAACCGUCAUCAGUAUCACUUGCAUCGGAGGAGGUUGCGGUAUCGAUUAUUCACAAACCAGUCAGCAGUGUUACAACGGUAUCCGGUAAACCGACACGUGUUCCCACCGCUGAGCUGGAUGGUGGUAUGUUGCUGAUUUCGCAAGAUGCUAACAGUUUGGCAAAGAAUCAGCAUAUCGUCGUCUGUUCUAAUGAGCUGAUAGAGGAGCCGCAUACUAUGCAGACCGUACCGGCGGUUCCCAAACAAUUGGCUGUACCGUUGAAGGACGAGAAGCUCUACAUCAAACGUUCACGAUCUCGAUCACCAACCAUUGGAGAAGCGACAGUAGUAACGUUGCCACCGAAGAAAAAUCGUUACCCUUCCAUUCUCGAGGCGGCUAUCAAAGCUGAACCCAAGGUGGAGGUAGAGCGCAUCGAUUCACCCUCCUCGAUAGUGGUCAAUGAUGAUCAGAUGAUGGUGUCAACGACAGGUUCGCAUCUGGUGGGCACGGGCACCAGUUUAUCCGCGGUACAGCAGCCUCGACUUAACUGUAGCUACCGUCAUAACCUCGAAACAAUCGUUGAAGCAAUCCGUCACCUCGAAGGUGAUGCAUUUGAUGCAGUGGUACCCACCCAGCAACAGCAACAACAACAGCAGCAGCAGCAUCAGCACCAGCAACAGUCAUUACAUCAACCACUACAACAACCUCAACCCGUUCCACCUCCCACAGUAACGCCGCAAACCACCAUACAACAGAGACCAAUGCAGGAAGUUCCACUGGCGUUGACAACAGCGAGUAAACAACAGAUACCGCUAAUUCAGACGAAAACCGACCGUGAUCACCGUCAAAUUCAACUAGAACCGUACCUGAGGUUUCGAACAGCUCCGAAUGCUAGCGCGAGCGCUGUCCUGCCGACCGCUAGUGCUGCUAAUUUAGCUGCCACUGCCUCUAGUGUCGUGACGGUAACGCCACAAGUGGGCUCAAUCAUUUCCGUAUCGAUUGCUCCAACCGGCAGUAAUCCAUUGCCGGUCAGCUCCAGCUGUCAUUCACCUGCAGCAUCAGCAGUAGCAGCCGCAGCAAUAUCUUCGACAGCUGCUACGACCACGAUCGUGGCCAACAGUUCCGUCGUAUCGGCGAAUUUGCCGCUAGUGCAGCAACAGAACGCACUGACGACGGCGGCACAGCUCUUGCAGCAGCAGCAACAGUGCAGGCCUGGUGUAAUAGUGGUGAAGCAGAACUCAUGAUCCGUUACUACUGCGUCAGCGAUCGUUGGAAGCUGUAGCAAUAACAGUGGUAGCCAUAGCAGCUCAACCGUUGCCCCGUCCUCAUCUAGUACCAUCGCAUUGUUUUCGACCACGGCCAACCAAGGAAGGGUCAAGGGAAGUAACAGCAGUAUCAAGAGCAAAACUACUACUCCGCUGCUGGUUGGCGUUAGCAGUAAUAAUCUUAAUAAGCUGAGG